Messenger RNA from Hydractinia symbiolongicarpus, 2534 nucleotides. RefSeq names its product LIM/homeobox protein Awh-like. Gene Ontology annotation, molecular function: DNA-binding transcription factor activity, RNA polymerase II-specific; RNA polymerase II transcription regulatory region sequence-specific DNA binding. NCBI's taxonomy places the organism in Eukaryota, Metazoa, Cnidaria, Hydrozoa, Anthoathecata, Hydractiniidae. The record is from RefSeq and is a predicted model, not a curated record. The transcript has a single exon. Gene Ontology annotation, biological process: regulation of transcription by RNA polymerase II; neuron differentiation. Gene Ontology annotation, cellular component: nucleus. The coding region runs from base 315 to 872 and encodes 185 amino acids.
CAUCCUCGCAGGCGAGAUAGUAAAAAGAAAAAAAAAUGAAAAAUAGCUACCAAGAUGAGAUUCGAACACACGACUACUCCCGUGUCGGUGCUCAGAGAGGCAAAAAUUUCCAUUUUAGGACGGACAGCUGUAUUUGAAUACCGUAGAAUCUGCAAGCUAGUGUAAUUAAGUGGUUUAUAUAAUUGAAUCCUCUAUUUUUUUGUAAAUUGUUAGUUUAAUGUCUGAACAACAUUUUCCAAAAAAAAUUAGGACUAGUUGAUGUAUGUUGCAUGUUAAAGGAACAAAACUUCAUAAUUUACAUGAAUUGGUUUUAGAUGCAUAAUACUGACACAGCUCCCCCAGAUACACCAGAAACUCACCUGGAGAUCAAAUGCUGUUCUUGCCAUCGUGGUAUUCAGUCAAGUGACUGGGUAAGAAGAGCCAAGCAAAACGUGUAUCAUUUGGCAUGCUUUGCUUGUGAUGUCUGUAAAAGGCAACUAUCAACUGGCGAAGAGUUUGCACUACUUGAUAAUAGAAUUUUGUGCAAAUUACAUUAUGUGGAACAACUGGAAUUACCAGCUGUCCUUACAGAACCCCAUCCUAUCCAUAGACCUGUUAGCUCACAUGCAGAGUUAUCUCCCAACCCAAGUCUUGAAAGUGAAAACAUAUGGAUGAAACCUAAUCGUAACAAAAGAGUCCGGACAUCGUUUAGUGAGGAGCAAGUUCAAGUCCUGCAGGCCAACUUUGAGGUGGAUGCAAAUCCAGAUAGUUCAGAAUUAGAAAGAAUUGCUUCUGACGUUAGCUUACCCAAAAGAGUUACUCAAGUAUGGUUUCAAAAUUCUCGUGCUAGACAAAAGAAGCAGCAACAACAACAAAAAAUGUUGUCACCAUAGUCUGUAUGAAACAUGAGAAAUGUGGAAAUUUAUAUUUGGAAUGAGUUGUACUUGUUAUUCUUUUUGUUAUAAUAGAGUUUAAUUUUUCAUAGUAUACACAUUUUCUGUGAGAAUAUGUUAUGGUUAUCACAUAGAUUAAUUUAUGCAUAACAUAAAUCUGCAUUUUCCAAAAGCAUCUUUUUGGAUGAAACAUUGAAUAUUCGCAAUAGUUUUUAAUUAUUUUUUUUUUAUUGAAGAGGCUUUUUUACCUGAAAACCAGGAUUUACACUUUUCCAUUGUUUUCCUUUUUUCCUUUACAACCCAAUACUAAUAGCAGAAAAAAUAAUUUAAUUUGAAUCCAAUCAUCAGCCUUUUUGAAAUUAAAAUUUAAUUACUUUUAAUAAGCAAUAGUAACAUGUUACCCUGAACAAGUGCUGUCCCCUCAUUUUGACAACUUAAAAUAAGCAGUCAUUCCAGAAAAGUGCUAAUUGAUGAGCAGUUAGACUCACUUGAGAAAAUAUGUUGUGCAAACACUUGUUUUUAUUUUUAGCAACAGAGUUUGUGAUGUUUUUCAGAUUCAGACACAUCCACAAGGUUAGUACUUAACUAACUUUCACAAAUCAAAACACUACUAAAUACUUGAGUCUUUGGAGUUUCUAAAUAAACCAUUUGAUCAGAUUCCAAAUAUAUAGGAUGCAUAACGUAAGAAAUUUUACUAACCCAGAUUGUGCAAGAGUUUUAUCCACUCUUAUGCUUUCAAAAUUGGAACAAUUUUUUUUUGAUGACUUAGUGAAAAUAGUUUAUUGUAUAAUCAGUUUGUUUUUUGGAUACUUUAGUAGGUCCUGUGGGUACAUGAAUAGUUUUCAAAAUUAUGUUUAUUGAUUACAUUUUAAUUUUAUAAUACGUUUAUUUAUAUUUAUGUAUCUUAUUAUGAGAUGUGUUUUGUAAUUCAAUGCUUAAAUAAAUAGAUUAUUCAAAUAAUGAGACUAGAACACAGAAUAAGGACUAUUAAAGUUUUUCGAGAAGUCAACAACUCUAGAAUGUAAAUCUACAAGUAUUUAAGCAAAUUUAUUUAUUUUUGUAAUUUUUGUUAUAAUAUAGAUUUUUCUGUUAUAUAUAGAUUUAAUUUUUGUUUCCAAAUAUAAUAAUUUGUUUGCUUAUAUAAUAGUAGUCAUUUAAAUUUCUCAGAAUCAAUAAUAUCUUUUGAUUCAAAACAGGUUAAGAAAACCAAAAUUGAAUUUUAUAGCCAUUAGGGAUAUUGGGCUCAUGUAAUUAUCCAACCUGAUUAUGGUAGGUGUGCCUACAUUUUAAUUUCAACAAAUGGCAACCUAGAUUUUGUCUGCAAUCUUUUAUCUAUAAAAGCUAAAAUACACGGUAAGUUUAAACGGACCAUUUAGUUGUAAGAAAAAACUUAUAAGUUUCAUUGCAGGUAAUAUACAUGUCUACACGUUAAGAUAAAAUGUAUAAGUUUUUUUUAAAAAACUUUUUUUUCACAAUGAAUACCAAAGAAAAAAACGUAAAUUUUCUGUUGCGAAUAUUGUUAUAGCACCAGCAGGGUAAAUGUUGAAAGAAUUAGAAAUUGAAAAAAAUAUUCUCAUAUCUUUAGUUUAAACAAUAGCUCAUUAAUCAUUCUGUUAAUUUCAAUAGAAAAAACUUAGCAAAAGUUGAACAUGUUCAACUUUU